Messenger RNA from Triticum aestivum (bread wheat), 1641 nucleotides. RefSeq lists its product as uncharacterized. The transcript has 2 exons. The record is from RefSeq and is a predicted model, not a curated record. Gene Ontology annotation, molecular function: protein binding. Bases 54 to 1190 code for a protein of 378 amino acids. Lineage: Eukaryota; Viridiplantae; Streptophyta; Magnoliopsida; Poales; Poaceae.
CACUUUCUUCGGGCUUCGACCACGCCACAGUUGUGAGAGGAGAGGAGGGCGAGAUGGGUAGCCUCGGCCGCCACCACCCACGCCCACGGUCGUCGUCGGCGGCGCCCCUCGAUGAUGACAACCUGCUCUCCGAGAUCCUCCUCCGCCUCGACCCACAGCCGUCCUCCCUCCCCCGCGCUUCCGCCGUCAGCAGGCGCUGGCGUCUCCUCGUCUCCGACCCCGGCUUCCGCCGCCGCUUCCGCCUCCACCACAACCGCAACCCUCCCCUCCUCGGUGUCCUUGAAAAAGUUUUGGGCGGCGAUCUGUCCUUGGUACCUACCGUGGAGGCCCCCAAUCGCUUCCCGGCGGGGGCCUUGUCUCUGAGGCUCGACGACUUCUUCGUGCCCAUCGGAUGUCGCCAUGGCCUUGUGCUCGUGUUCCUCUCGCUCGAUUCUUGGAGAGAGAUCCUGGUGUGGGAUCCCAUCACCGCCGAGCAGCACCGGAUCCUGUUGCCCCCUGGGUUUAUGACGCGCGGGGGGGAGGGCAUGAUAAAUGGGGCCGUGCUUCGGGCCGCCGGAGACGACGACGACUUCCAGGUGGUCGUGGUGAUGGCAGACAAAGGCAGACCACAAAGGCGAGCUUUCGUGUGUGUCUACUCUUCAAAGACCGGCGUAUGGGGUGAGCUCGUAUCAACAUUGCUUCCAUCUAUGGCUCUGACUGAUGUUGCUUGCACGGGCAUGCCCGCUGUGCUGGCUGGAAAUUCUCUUUACUGGUUGCUUGUUGGGAAGAUUUCUGUAAUUCUCGAGUUUGAUAUGGAGACACAAAGCCUGGCCUUGAUACAGGUGCCAGUGCAUAUGCUUGAAGGGGGGCGUCCCCUAAACUGGAUCAUGCGGGCAGAGGGUGGUGGCCUUGGUUUACUCUUCGAGACAGACUUCAGCUUCCAAUUAUGGAAGAGGAACACAGAUUCUAAUGGUGUUUUUUCAUGGGUACUUGGAAGAACUAUCGGACUGGAGAAGCUACCUUUCCUGAAUUCAGAGAAGAAAGACAUGAGCAUACUAGCGCUCGCCGAGGAAAACAAUGUGAUGUUCAUAAGGAAAGGUGGCGUCGUCUUUAUGGUCCAUCUUGACUCAUUGCAGUUCAAGAAACGUCUUGAAGACGACAACGUUACUUAUUAUGAGCCAUUCGAAAGUGUCUACACCGCAGGUAUCUAGAGCUACAUUCUAAUGGCUGGGAGACAGAAAUGAGUUGCUGGGUGUAGGUUCUUUCAUUUUGUAUGCUCGACGUGGGCUCUCUAUGUAACAUGCAAGGAUCAGCUAUGAGGUGGACCUGUACCUCCCGUCUUUAUCAAAUUCUUGUGGACUUUCAUCAACUGGCAUGAAGAUUGAAGGCACAUUACCUUGGUUCGACAAAUUAGCACUCAGCUUGUGGUUUAUUUAUUUGGCUUUAUACUUUUCAAGCAAGCUGUUUUGCUUGCAUUUUUAGUGUGUGCUCAUGUGUGCAUGCGUAUGAUUAUCUCCCAUGCUGCAUCAGGUGGUGAGAUCUCGAGUCAGAUUUCUGCUUAUGUUCAAUGACGUCUCAUUAUGUGUGUUUUUGUUUAAUUUCUGUAUGGUUCGAAAUUGAGUAUUUAGAAUCCUAGUUCUGAGUAAUGAAUGUUGGGAAAAG